AUGGGAUUUACUGCCUCUUAUGGAGUACAAGAAGAAGCUAAAAUAGGCAAGUGCUUCUCCAUCGACAGCCCCGACAGCCUAGAAAACAUUCCUGAGAAGUGGACCCCAGAGGUGAAGCACUUCUGCCCCAAUGUACCUAUCAUCCUAGUGGGGAACAAGAAGGACCUGCGGCAGGAUGAGCACACCAGCCGAGAGCUGGCCAAGACGAGGCAGGAACCUGUUCGAUCUGAGGAAGGCCAGGAUAUGGCGAAUCGCAUCAGUGCCUUUGGCUACCUCGAGUGCUCUGCCAAGACUAAAGAGGGAGUCCGGGAAGUAUUUGAGAUGGCCACUCGUGCAGGCCUCCAGGUCCGCAAGAACAAGUGCCAAAAGGGCUGUCCCAUCUUCUGA
Messenger RNA from Elephantulus edwardii (Cape elephant shrew), 387 nucleotides. RefSeq names its product rho-related GTP-binding protein RhoC-like. The record is from RefSeq and is a predicted model, not a curated record. Bases 1 to 387 code for a protein of 128 amino acids. Gene Ontology annotation, cellular component: neuron projection. The transcript has 2 exons. Gene Ontology annotation, molecular function: GTP binding; GTPase activity. NCBI's taxonomy places the organism in Eukaryota, Metazoa, Chordata, Mammalia, Macroscelidea, Macroscelididae. Gene Ontology annotation, biological process: small GTPase-mediated signal transduction.